This is a messenger RNA of Micropterus salmoides (largemouth bass), 2082 nucleotides long. RefSeq lists its product as uncharacterized. Gene Ontology annotation, biological process: negative regulation of T cell proliferation; immune response; cellular response to lipopolysaccharide. The transcript is spliced from 7 exons. Gene Ontology annotation, cellular component: external side of plasma membrane. The record is from RefSeq and is a predicted model, not a curated record. Bases 195 to 1361 code for a protein of 388 amino acids. NCBI's taxonomy places the organism in Eukaryota, Metazoa, Chordata, Actinopteri, Centrarchiformes, Centrarchidae.
UAAAGGCUUUUACUCUGAAGGCACAGCUGCUUCGUGUAAAUGCUGGUAUUGUUAAGACGAUGAUGCUUCCUGUAAAGGCUUUUUUUUGUGAAGGGGCUGCAGCUUCCUGCGGAAUGAAAAGUUUGUUUCAGCAGCAGUGAGAAGAGUUAACAGCUCCUUUAUUCAGGAGGAAGUGACAGAGGUUUUACUCCAACAUGCUCCUGCUGUUUGUCAUCUUGCUGCACGUUACCCAGCAUGCCUUGGGAGUGGAGGUGAUUGAGGGGGCGGAGUCUGUGGUGCUGCCCUGUGGGGCCCCUCCUGGAUCUGCUUCCUCAGUGACAUGGAGCCGCUAUGAUCUGAUUCCCUCCAUCAUUCAUGUGCAUAAGAGGACAAGUCAGGCUGAAGAAGAUGAUCUUACAAACCAAAACCAGCUGUUCACAAACCGUACAGAGAUGCAGCCUGACGCUCUGAGGACUGGACACGUCAGCCUCACUCUGAAACACAUUCAGCUGUAUGAUGGAGGCACCUACAGCUGUGGCGCCCGUGGGGGGGGGAGGCUGAACCAGACACAUGUACAGCUGAAGGUCAUCAGCAAGGAAGAAGCGGAACUCAGAGAACAAGUUACCCAGCAUGCCUUGGGAGUGGAGGUGAUUGAGGGGGCGGAGUCUGUGGUGCUGCCCUGUGGGGCCCCUCCUGGAUCUGCUUCCUCAGUGACAUGGAGCCGCUAUGAUCUGAUUCCCUCCAACGUUCAUGUGCAUAAGAAGACAAGUCAGCUUGUUGAAAAAGAUGAUCUUGUAAACCAAAACCAGCUGUUUACAAACCGUACAGAGAUGCAGCCUGACGCUCUGAGGACUGGACACGUCAGCCUCACUCUGAAACACAUUCAGCUGUACGAUGGAGGCACCUACAUCUGCACCGCCCGUGGGGGGGGGAGGCUGAACCAGACACAUGUACAGCUGAAGGUCAUCAGCAAGAAAGAAGCAGAACUCAGAGAACAAGCCAUUCAGCACCGAAACAUGUUAACCGGUGCGUUGAUCUUUAACUUCCUUUUGGUGGCGGUCCUCCUGGGACUUGGAGUUUACAGAAAAGGUCUGUCUGUGCUGACUGCUGCAGGUGUGCUGACUGCUGCAGGUGCAGCUGUGUUGCUGUGUGGACUGAUGGUUUCUGCAGGUGAGCUGAUGGAAGCCUCCUCUCUGUCUGUGCUCAGACUCUGCUGCCAUCUAGUGGUCUUCUGUCCGUACUGCGUCUCUACUGGUCUGAUGCUGUCCAUCUGCUGCGGCAGGAAGACGGGAAACCGAGCGGCCGUCUCCACGGAGAUGACCCGGCGGGUCGGAGGAAGCGAUGACAUCGCUGCUGAUGUCACCGCUGAGCACGCCUUCUGAGCUGUGAACACAGUGACAGCAGCUGUCUUUAACGUGGACAUGAGAGUUUCUACCAUCUGCUCUUAUGGAGACGCUGCUGGAGAGCUUUGUCUGACACGUUGCUCCAGAAGUUUGCUUUCUUUACUCUUUUUAUUCUCUUCUAUCUCAAAGUGUUUCUGGCUUUGUAGGUUUUUAAGCUUUGGCAAAUAAAAACAAAGUAUCCCAAAGGUCUCGAACCAAUCAGCUGCCUUUAUGGCCUGAAACAGAGCCCCAACCUGAGCAUCUGAAGGGGAGGACCUUGAGAUACUUGUUCAGUUUCUCCAACUCCAUCCAGUGUUGUGUCCCUGAGCAAGACACUUAACCCCUCGUUGCUCCAGAGGCGUGCGACCUCUGACAUGUAGAGCAAUUGUAAGUCGCUUUGGAUAAAAGCGUCGGCUAAAUGAAUAAAUGUAAAUAAGUGGGAUGAAUUUGGUUUCCGAGCAAAGGGGAGCUUGAGACUAAGGGGGCUUUCACACCUACCUCGUUUGGUCUGGACUUUCGGACUUUUCAGUUUGGUCCGAACCAAAUUUGUAGGUGUGAAACUUCCUCCGACCACAGACGUAAUUUCUCUGUUAUAUUCUUGUGUUUUAGUAACGGCUCGUUUGUGUUUCUAUUCUACUGAACAAAUGUGUGAAGGGGUGAAGCGCCCUGCCAGGAAACUCUGUAUACAUCUAAAUAUAAUUUACUCAGUUCCUUAUUGUUA